UGACUAGAGCAGUAGCGUCACUGUGACGUCACUCGCUUGGCUUCGGUUGGAACGGUUACCAGCUUGAAGACUGGUCAGUUCGUCGGUUUAUUCCGUGGCGUUGUUUGUAAUUUGUGUCCUUCAGUGUUCAUCACUUUCAAGUGCAUUUCCACUUAGAACACUUUGAACAGCAGGAUGGCGAGUGAAGAAAACAACGUAGCUGCCGAGUCCAAGGAGACGAAAGAAGUCCAGGAAUCCACACCUGAGACCAAACAGGAGAAAGAGAAGGAGAAGGAAGCGACCAAAACCCCUGAAACGCCGGUUGCUGAGCCUCAGCCUCCGAAACCCGUUGUGCGUAAAACAAAUUUCGAAAAGGACAUUGUUUAUCUUUACCAGUUUUCUCGCACACCUGUCGUUCCGUCCUUAUCUCCUUAUUGCCUAAAAGUGGAAACAUGGUUGAGACUUGCUGGACUCAAAUACGAGAAUGUGGACCACAAAAUGAAAUACCGCUCAAAGAAAGGCCAGCUGCCCUUCAUCGAACUGAACGGCGAGGAGAUCGCCGACAGCUCAGUCAUCAUCAAAGAGUUGGGCCAGAAGUUCGACAAGGACCUCGACGCCGGCCUCGACAACGCACAGAAGAACGUUUCGCACGCCAUGAUCUCAAUGAUUGAAAAUCAUCUCUUCUGGGUUGUAAUGUGGUGGAGGACAAAGCAGCCAGACAACAUGAUUAAGGGAUACAAAAUCAAUCUGCAGCACGCCCUAGGAACAAGAAUACCAAACGCUGUGCUCAAUCUCUUCUUCAAAUUGGGCUACGGCAGAAAGGGCUCGAAGAAGGUGAAAGCGCAGGGCAUCGGCGUGCACAAGCCGGAGGAGAUCAUGGAAUUUGGCCAGAACGACCUGAAGGUGUUGUCCGAGAUGCUGGCCGACAAGCCGUUCUUCUUUGGCGACGAGCCCAAGCUGCUGGAUGUAGUGGCUUUCGCCAACCUGGCGCAGAUCCACUUCAUCGACAAGGAGCUGUCCUACCAACUGCGCGACUUCAUGCAGGACAACUGCGCCAACCUCGUCGGCCUCGUCAACCGCGUCAAGGAGAGGUGCUUCCCAGACUGGGAUGAUAUCUGCCAAACUCUAGACCUGAACUCGCAUCUGCCAAAGCCGCCUCCCGAAGAGAAGGAGACCAAAAACAAGGACGAAGAGAAGAAGGCAGAGAAGGACGGUGAUGAGAAGGAUACCGAAAAAGAAAAGUCUGAAAAAGAAAUCGAGAAGGAAAGCGAGAAAGAAACAGACGAGAACAAGGAGAAAGAAAAAGAGAAAGAAGAGAAGAAGUGAAGUGUCGUCCGCAACAACACCUGUCCCCCCUCCCCCUCAUCACCUUCUUCUCAAUCCGUAUUCAGUGAAUACAAGAAUAAAACAUAAGUGUAGCUUUUUAAGAGAAUAUUUCUGUUCGGUUUUCUAUCUACCUACUCUCAAGUAGCGCAGAUUGAACAUUAUUAUAAAAUUGUAUUUGUGACGCGACGUCCUGUUUAUUAACAAACAGCUUAACGUCUUUAUUCUAUUCUGUAAUUGAUGAACAAUAUUACUAUACUUCUCUAAUGUUGCUACUAGUUACUCAUACGUAAUUGAUUACUGCUCUUAUUUAUUCUUCAUUCCAUGGCAUUUGUUAAUGUAUUUAUACUGUAUUCGUUCUUACACUAUGCUAGAUAAAGGAAUGUUCCCACCAAACGGCUUUAGACUGGCCAAAAUACUUUCGUUGCUUUUCUUUAACUAUUAUUAUUAUUAUGAUGAUAUUAUUAUUAUUGAUGUGAGAAUGAUGAUGAUGAUGAUGAACUUGUAUGUGUAAAUAAGUAUUGAGAUACAGUUUUAUUAUAUAAUUUUAAAUAAAGUAUAUUAUUAUCUAGAAAAUUUAUAUGUUUAAUUUAUAAAAGAUUUAUAUAUAAUUAUGCGUUCGCGAAUGAAUAACUUUGGCCUCUCUAAAUCCGAACAUGAAGUGGACAUUUUUCUAUGUAGAACUUUUAGGGAUAUUUUAAGAUGUUUUUAUAAAAUUGAUGAGAAAAACUAAGAAAAAUUCAAUUUUAAAAUUUAAGCAAGCGCUCAAAGUAUGAACAGAGUCUGCUCAAAGAACCUAAGAGAAUAUUGAGUGAUUCAUCGUCAAUAUUGAUUAUAACAAACCAACAAACAGUUUCAGGGACCAGGGCAGGACUGGUGCAUUUAACUUGGCAUUUAAAUAUAAUAAAUGAUGAUGAAGCUACGUGUACUCACCUCAUAAAGUCUGUCUUUCUUUUAUACAUAAUUUUCAUUUUUUUAUCUUUGUAAUAAAGUAUUUGAUAAAGCUACAAAAAUUACUUCUUAGCAAGCUACGCGAUCGUGUUUAUAAAACUAUACGUAUGAAUAAGUUGUUUGUGAAAUUGAACUAGUUUCUCUCCUAAAUAAAGAACAUCCUUUGCUUUUGUAGAUUAGUGUAGCUAGAUGUUACAUCUCAACAUAACAAACAAUUUUAUAUAGGGAAUAUCUCACAUCCAGUUAUUAUCAAUUUUAUCCUUGAUAGAAGCCACCCACAUAGUCUAUUAAUUACAGUAGGCCUUCUGUUUUUCAUUAGAUUGGUUGCGCGAAGUAUCUUAGAAUUUAUCGCAUAAAUACUUACGUUUUUCAACCAAAUGGGUACUUAAGUUUCAAGUGCGUAAAAGUUCAGUAUUUACUCUCAAGUUUGCUAUCUCUUUCACUUUUUCAGUAUUUACUGAUAGCUCUCAUUUACUUACAUUUCUUGAGUAUUUACUGAAAAGUAGGUUCGUAAAAUUUUCCUUUUACUGAACCCUCAAGUAAAUAUGGACUAGAACUUGUAUGGCUUACCCAAUCUGCUAUACAUCUAUUCUCUCGCAGUACCAGCCUUAUCCACGGAUGGCCCAAACUCAAUAAACUUGUUAUCAAGUUUAAUAAAUUCGGACCACCCAUGGAUAAGGAUGGCUCAGCGUGAGAAUAUAUGUAUAUCAGAUUGAGUGAGCCAGGAAAGCAAUGAAUUGUAAAACACUUUGCGUAACCAUGCUUACGAAAAACAGAAAGCCUGCUGUGAUAUGAUGCUUCUGUCAAGGAUAAAAUUGAUAUUGACUGCUUUUUAUAUAGGAUAUUUGAAUGAAUCAUGUCGGUGGUCGCAUCUCAAGUUCAAACGUGAGCAACAUAUUGACUUUAUUAAUUAUUAUGAUUAUCUUAUAAUAUUCGUAUAAUGAAUAAAUGUCUGUUGAUAUUCUCCUGAUCCAAUGAAUGUUUCUAUAAAUGGCAGUUACAGUGGCAGUUGAAUGUGUGCGAAGAAGAUGAAGAAAGUAUGUUGUAAGCCGUUUAUUAUUAUUGUGCUAAUCCUAAUCGAUUUUAUGGGAUGAGUUAUUUAUAUCGUUGGACCGAGGCAUCUUUCAAUUGUUUGGUUACUUCAAGAUUUAUUGUGUGAUGCAGACGAGUUAUACAACUGAAUUUCUUCGAGCUUUUGUAGUAUGAUCUUCGGAUUCCGAAGAAAUGUCAAUAAAUAGCUUUUCCACCAAAGGUCAGCAGAGAGUAAAUUUCAAAGCUAGUCGAGAUUGAGUUUUGUACAAGAUCAUACAAACCUGCACUUCACCUUUCCUCUUGGAGCCGUUGGUUGAAUUGUUUCUGAUAAGUCAACAAAUAUAAAUAAUGGAUGAUUUUCAAAGUUUCAGCACUUGUUCACUUGAAUUUUCCAACAUUUAAUAUAAUGCUACAUUUUCAUGACUUGUUUCACCUGCAAAUUAUCAUUAUUGUAAUAUAUAUAUAAUUUCAUGUUGUUUUAAACAUUCUGACAAUAGAAUAAUUGGAAAUAUAUUAUUUUUAUUGUAAUAAUUUCAAAUAUGAUUGUAAUGAUUAUUAUUCUUAUAUAUUAGGGCUACUACAUGGUAAUGUUUGAAAGUUGUCAGAAAGGCUUAACAGUAGAGCUUAUUAUGAUGAAGCAGAGCUGUAAGUAAGUACACCAUUGCCUGAAUAAAAAAAUUAAAAACACUCCACUUUUGA
This is a messenger RNA of Nilaparvata lugens (brown planthopper), 3984 nucleotides long. RefSeq names its product failed axon connections (gene fax). The record is from RefSeq and is a predicted model, not a curated record. The transcript is spliced from 6 exons. Lineage: Eukaryota; Metazoa; Arthropoda; Insecta; Hemiptera; Delphacidae. The coding region runs from base 175 to 1305 and encodes 376 amino acids. Gene Ontology annotation, cellular component: cytoplasm.